Messenger RNA from Arabidopsis thaliana (thale cress), 872 nucleotides. RefSeq names its product PEBP (phosphatidylethanolamine-binding protein) family protein. The transcript has 2 exons. Lineage: Eukaryota; Viridiplantae; Streptophyta; Magnoliopsida; Brassicales; Brassicaceae. Bases 380 to 766 code for a protein of 128 amino acids. The record is from RefSeq and is marked reviewed.
GAAAAGAAGAGACUCUUUGUGAUAAAACUAAGUAAGAAAUAGCAUAAAAGUAAAAGGGAAUGUCGAGUGAGGAGUUGAGGCUGGUUUCGCCGACGAUAGACAACGAUGGGAAGUUGCCGAGAAAGUAUACGAUGGCAGGUCAAGGUGUUAAGAAAGACAUCUCUCCUCCUCUUGAAUGGUACCGAUCGAUCGCUCUUUAUUUAUGACUUUGAUUCAUGAUGCUGAAACAGAGAUUAUUAAUUUUGUCGAUUUGUUAAUUAUCACAAUUCACAAGGCUUCCUAGUUGUUUGUUUUUUUCUGUUUGAAGUAACAUGUUUCCAUUUUUUAAUUAUUUUGUGGUUUAUUGACCGACCCAAAGGAUUGCAUUGAAUUAGUAAGAAUGUUGAUAUGGUGUAGGUACAACGUUCCAGAAGGUACAAAAACGCUAGCUUUGGUGGUGGAAGACAUCGAUGCGCCUGAUCCUAGUGGCCCGCUGGUGCCAUGGACGGUGUGGGUUGUCGUCGACAUACCACCAGAGAUGAAAGGCCUACCGGAAGGAUAUUCCGGCAAUGAGGAUCAGACUACCGGUAUUCGGGAAGGGAACAACGAUCACAAGAUUCCGGGAUGGCGUGGACCUCUCUUACCUAGUCACGGUCACCGUUUUCAGUUCAAGCUUUUUGCUCUCGAUGAUAAACCCAAGAUUGGUCACACGGUGACGAAAGAGAGAUUGCUGAUCGCAAUUGAAGGGCACGUGCUAGGAGAAGCCAUCUUGACGUGUUUGGCCUAAAAUAUGUCGUUCGUCGUUAUAGUCAUAACACCGUUGGAUAUGUAUCAUAGUUAAUAAUUCCAUAUCACGUAUUGAGGAUUAUCAAUGAAAUAAUUCUAGUUUCAAA